Molecule: messenger RNA, 3507 nt
Organism: Procambarus clarkii (red swamp crayfish)
Lineage: Eukaryota; Metazoa; Arthropoda; Malacostraca; Decapoda; Cambaridae
Gene: eIF3c
Product: eukaryotic translation initiation factor 3 subunit c
Biological process (GO): translational initiation
Cellular component (GO): eukaryotic translation initiation factor 3 complex
Molecular function (GO): RNA binding; translation initiation factor activity; translation initiation factor binding
Source: RefSeq, a predicted model, not a curated record
UUGGAAUAUUUAGUUUUGUGUCGGAGUGCUGAACGUGUGUGAGUGUGGCAGCUGUGGCGGCGGGUCUCUGGUUUUCAUCACUUGGAACUAAACGACCUCAACCAUGACUUCCCGUUUCUUCAUGUCCGACUCCGAGUCGGAGUCGGAGUCCAGUGAAGAGGAAAUUAUCAAUGAGCCAACUGGAAUUUCUGCUGCAGCAUUUGCGUUCAGCGAAGAUGAAGAAGACACCAAACGUAUUGUUCGUUCUGCCAAGGAAAAGCGUUAUGAGGAACUUAAAAACAUCAUAAAAAAUAUCAAGAACUAUAAGAAGAAUAAGGAUAUGUCCAGUUUACUUUCAAGUUUUGAGGACUUGUGUCGUGCUUAUGCCAAAGCAUUGCCCGUAGUGCAGAAGGAAGAAGGGGGUAAAACUCCUCGCUUCUAUAUUCGUUGCUUGGCUGAGCUUGAUGAUUUCAUUCAGAGCGUCUGGGAGGACAAGACUGGCAGGAAAAACAUGUCUAAGAAUAAUGCCAAGGGUUUGACUACCCUUCGGCAGAAGUAUAGAAAAUAUGCCAAAGAUUAUGAAGGCGACAUGGCUGUUUUCCGUGAAAAUCCCGAUGCUCCAGAUUCUGAUGCGGAGGUUGACAGGGACGAUCAGGACGACGAGAGCGAGGAUGAUAACAAUCUCAUGGACUCGGCACCCUUCAAGAAGGAAGCUUCGGUUACCAAGGCCCCCAAGAAGUUUGUGAAAGGAAGUGAUGAUGAAGAUGACGACGAUGAUGAUAGUAUUGACUGGGGUCCUGAUUCUGAUGAUGAGACUUCAUCGUCUGACGGUGGUGGGGGUAUGUUUACUCUCAGAGAGAAGUUCUUGAAGAAAACAACAGACAGGGAUGAUGAUGACAUUAAGAAGAAGAAGAAGAGGCUGCCUCGAGAGAACAAGGCCAAGGAUGAAGACAGUGACGAUGACGGAGGAUGGGAGACGGUAAAGAAAGGGUCAUCGAUGCCCAUGGAAAAACCAAAGAUGUUUGGCAAGGAUGAUGAGAUUAAUAUAAACUCGGUUCACAAAAAGUUGAAUGAGAUCAUGGCAGCUCGUGGCAAGAAGGGAACAGAUCGUAAGGAGCAAAUUGAGCUUCUCCACGAGCUGCUUAACGUUGCACGGGACAAUGCUCUUGGUCAUGCUAUACUGGUCAAGGUUCAGUUCAGCAUUAUUAUGUCCGUGUAUGAUUACAAUCCUUCUGUGUCCGACCCCAUGAAAGUGGAGUUCUGGGAGAAGGUUUUAAUCAAAAUUGAUGAGCUGUUAGACAUGCUUGUUGCCAAUCCAGAUUUGGCCAUUGGAGAACAUGUAACAGAAGAGACUGAGAGUCUUGAAAAGCCGCCUCUACUUGUUCGUGGCUGUGUUCUCACCAUCGUUGAUCGUAUGGAUGAAGAAUUCAUAAAGUUGCUGAAGGCUUGUGAUGCCCACAGCAAUGAGUACAUUGUUAGUCUUCGGGAUGAAAUUCGAGUUUGUGCCAUCAUCGAUAAGCUUUUGAAAUACGAAGAGGAACAUGGAAUGCCUGCUGAUAUAUGCAGGGUCUAUUUAAGGAAGAUAGAGCAUCUAUACUACAAAUAUGAACCUCGUGCUGCAAAGCAAACUCUGGGUGAACUGCCAGUAACAGAUGAUACAAGCCUAGCAGAGAUGGAUAGACUAUGCAAAUAUAUAUAUGUACGAGACAAUACGGAUCGUCUGCGUACGCGUGCUGUGUUGUGUCACAUCUACCACAUGUCUCUCCAUGACAAGUGGUAUGAAGCCCGAGACCUUAUGCUUAUGGCCCAUUUACAGGAAACCAUACAUCAUUCAGAUCUGCCCACCCAAAUUCUGUACAACCGCACCAUGGUUCAACUAGGGUUGUGUGCCUUCCGUCAUGGCAAUAUUAAGGAAGCGCACAAUGCUUUAUUAGACAUUCAGUCUGGUGGAAGAGCCAAGGAAUUGCUAGCUCAAGGUCUGCUGCCUCAGCGCCAGCACGAGCGGACUACUGAACAAGAGAAGCAGGAGAAACAGCGGCAGAUCCCAUUCCAUCAGCAUAUCAAUCUUGAAAUGUUGGAAUGUGUGUAUCUGGUGUCUGCUAUGCUUAUUGAGAUUCCUUAUAUGGCUGCUCACGAGUUCGAUGCUCGCCGACGCAUGAUUUCAAAGUCCUUCCAUCAUCAACUAAAGAAUUCUGAGCGCCAGUCAUUAGUUGGGCCACCAGAGAGCAUGAGGGAACAUGUUGUUGCCGCUUCCAAGGCGAUGCGCAAUGGUAACUGGAAGCAGUGCAGGAAUCUGCUGCUAAAUGACAAGAUGAAUGCCAAGGUAUGGGACCUGUUCCACGAAGCUGACAGAGUCCGCAAGAUGUUAGGUGGGAAGAUACAGGAGGAGAGUCUGCGCACGUAUCUCUUCACUUACUCUCAUGUUUAUGACUCCAUCUCUCUCAUCAAAUUAUCGGAAAUGUUUGAGCUCCCGCACAGUACUGUUCAUGCAAUCAUCAGCAAAAUGAUUAUUAAUGAAGAAAUUAUGGCUUCUCUGGAUGAACCAACUUCGUGCUUGGUGAUGCAUCGUACCGAACCUUCGUCCCUGCAGUCAUUGUCACUGCAAUUAGCUGACAAACUUUACAAUCUGGUUGAGAACAAUGAACGUGUUCUUGACCAGAAGCCCUUUUUCACCCGCGGCAUGCAGGGUGGUGGGUACCGUGACCGUCGGGAGAAGGGAAAUUGGGGUGAUCGCCGAGGUGGUCGAGACAGAGACAACCAGAACAUCCACCGCCGGGACCGCGACUAGUUCUUGCUGGUGGUUGGAGGUAAUGGUGCUACACAGAGUAACCCAUGAAAAAAAGAACUUAGCUUGUGCUUUAUCUACCAUUGUCUUCUCUUUCACUGCUAAAGGUAUUUUGGGGCCCACUCGUUUGUUGAGAGUUGCCGUCACAUUAUUUACAUUAUGAUGGUAUUGGUAUGAUCAAUGUUGUCAAAUCUAACCAUGAGCCUUUAAUUGUCAAAGAAUAUAUUUGUGUUUGCCUGGUGUGGCUCACUAUUUCUGGUACUUUUAAGCAAGUUGCAAAUUUGCAAUAUCAUCAUCAUCACUGAAAAAAUGUUGCCCUACUGCUUUUAUCAUUUUUUAUUAUUUCAUUUUUAAAUAAUUCUUAAAUAGCAUAGUACUUUGGUUAACUGGGAAACCAUCUGAGCCUUUGGGAGCGUAUACCUUUUCCAUGUUGGUCUUGAGCUCGGCACUACUACAUUCUGCGAUUCUCACCACACCAUUACUGGAUAGCAACGGUCUGGUAUGAAUUAAAUUGCAAUCCAUGUUUGAUAUUGGAUUUCAGAAAUGGCACCAUUAUGUUGUUUGUGCUUAAUGUGUUUUCUGUAUACUUCAUCUAAUGUGUGGGCCCCAGAAUUGUGAAGAGCCAUGGCACUUAGACUAAUUAAGUUGAAGUUUGUUAGAAUGUUGCUGCAUUCUUAUAUAAUGUAUUUGGAAUAAAUGUAACAAAUUCUGUCAAGGUUUUAUAAUAGAAAGAAUACUUGAAA